Molecule: messenger RNA, 2845 nt
Organism: Daphnia magna
Lineage: Eukaryota; Metazoa; Arthropoda; Branchiopoda; Diplostraca; Daphniidae
Gene: eEF2
Product: eukaryotic translation elongation factor 2
Exons: 12
Coding region: 149-2683 (844 amino acids)
Biological process (GO): translational elongation
Cellular component (GO): ribonucleoprotein complex; cytosol
Molecular function (GO): GTP binding; translation elongation factor activity; GTPase activity
Source: RefSeq, a predicted model, not a curated record
UAGACGUGGUUUUCAAUAAAGGGGGCGAGUUUCCAAGUGUCUACUUCAGAGGUCACUACCGUGUCUGUCUUUCUCUUUUUCGACGGUCAGUUUUGCUGUUCCGUCUUUUUGUUGAACUUCGCCAGCAGUUUAUCCAAAAUCAUCGAAAAUGGUGAACUUCACAGUAGAUGAAAUUCGUGUCAUGAUGGACAAGAAGAGGAAUAUCCGUAACAUGUCUGUCAUUGCUCAUGUUGAUCAUGGCAAAUCUACUCUGACAGACUCUCUGGUUGGCAAGGCUGGCAUCAUUGCUGGAGCCAAGGCUGGUGAGAUGCGUUUCACAGACACUCGCAAAGAUGAGCAAGAGCGUUGCAUUACCAUCAAGUCAACUGCUGUGACCAUGUACUUUGAGCUUGCUGAGAAGGAUUGUCUCUUCAUUACUAACCCUGAGCAGCGUGAAACUACUGAAAAGGGAUUUUUGAUCAACUUGAUUGAUUCUCCUGGUCACGUUGACUUCUCGUCUGAAGUGACGGCUGCGCUUCGUGUAACGGAUGGUGCUUUAGUUGUCGUUGAUUGCGUCUCCGGCGUGUGCGUUCAAACCGAGACUGUUCUUCGCCAGGCCAUCGGUGAACGUAUCAAGCCCAUUCUGUUCAUGAACAAGAUGGAUCGCGCGCUCCUUGAACUUCAACUAGACCAGGAAGCGCUUUACCAGACUUUCCAGCGUAUUGUUGAAAACGUCAACGUUAUUGUCGCUACUUAUGCUGAUGAUGAUGGACCCAUGGGUGAAAUCAGCGUAGAUCCCAGCAAAGGUAGCGUUGGCUUUGGCUCUGGCCUGCACGGGUGGGCUUUCACCUUGAAGCAGUUCGCUGAGAUGUAUGCUGACAAAUUCAAGAUCGACACAAUCAAACUGAUGAACCGUCUGUGGGGAGAGAACUUCUUUAAUCCUACCACAAAGAAGUGGUCGAAGACAAAGGAUAACGAUAACAAACGCUCUUUCAACAUGUACGUGUUGGACCCUCUCUACAAGGUGUUUGACGCUAUCAUGAAUUACAAGAAAGAAGAGACCGAUUCUCUCUUAACCAAAUUGGGCAUCAAGUUGAGUUUGGAAGACCGUGAUAAAGAUGGAAAGAAUUUGUUGAAAGCCGUUGUACGUCAGUGGUUACCUGCUGGUGAGACAUUGCUUCAGAUGAUUGCCAUCCAUUUGCCAUCACCUGCCGUGGCACAAAAAUACCGUACUGAGAUGUUGUACGAAGGUCCUCUGGAUGACGAGGCUGCUGUUGCUAUGAAGAACUGUGAUCCUAAUGGCCCACUCAUGAUGUACGUUUCCAAAAUGGUGCCAACUACCGAUAAAGGUCGUUUCUACGCCUUUGGUCGAGUUUUCGCUGGCAAAGUUUGCACUGGUAUGAAAGCCCGCAUCAUGGGUCCUAACUACGUUCCGGGAAACAAAGCGGAUCUUUACGAGAAGGCAAUCCAGCGUACCGUACUCAUGAUGGGUCGUUUCGUAGAAGCCAUCGAAGAUGUUCCUUGUGGAAACAUUUGUGGUUUGGUUGGCGUUGAUCAGUUUUUGGUUAAGACCGGUACCAUUUCAACUUUCAAGGAUGCCCACAACUUGCGUGUCAUGAAGUUCUCAGUUUCACCUGUCGUGCGUGUUGCUGUCGAACCAAAGAACCCCGCUGAUCUACCUAAAUUGGUCGAAGGUCUUAAACGUUUGGCCAAGUCCGAUCCUAUGGUCCAGUGUAUCAUCGAAGAGUCUGGAGAGCACAUUGUAGCUGGAGCUGGUGAACUCCAUUUGGAGAUUUGCCUUAAGGAUUUAGAAGAGGACCACGCCUGUAUCCCGUUGAAGAAAUCUGAUCCCGUCGUAUCGUACCGUGAAACAGUUUCAGAGGAGUCCGACCAGGUUUGUCUGUCGAAGUCUCCCAACAAGCACAAUCGUCUUUACAUGAAGGCUGUCCCUAUGCCCGAUGGUUUGGCUGAAGAUAUCGAUAAAGGGGAAGUUAACGCACGUGACGACUUCAAAAUUCGUGGUCGUUACCUGUCUGACAAGUAUGAGUACGAUGUCACCGAGGCCCGUAAGAUUUGGUGCUUCGGUCCUGACACUACUGGACCAAAUCUCCUUAUUGAUGUCACGAAGGGUGUCCAAUACCUGAACGAAAUCAAAGAUUCAGUUGUUGCCGGAUUCCAAUGGGCAACCAAGGAAGGUGUGCUCUGUGACGAGAACAUGCGAAGUGUUCGCUUUAACAUUCAUGAUGUAACGCUGCAUGCUGAUGCCAUCCAUCGUGGUGGUGGCCAAAUCAUUCCCACCGCCCGCCGUGUAUUCUAUGCCAGCGUUUUGACCGCUGCACCUCGUUUGAUGGAACCCGUCUAUCUGUGCGAAAUUCAGUGUCCUGAGAACGCCGUCGGUGGCAUCUACGGUGUGCUCAAUCGUCGUCGUGGACACGUUUUCGAAGAGUCCCAGGUUGCCGGAACUCCCAUGUUUGUCGUCAAGGCAUAUUUGCCUGUUAACGAAUCAUUCGGUUUUACUGCUGAUUUGCGCAGUAACACUGGUGGACAAGCUUUCCCGCAAUGUGUCUUUGACCACUGGCAAAUUCUUCCCGGAAAUCCCUUUGAAUCAACAUCAAAGCCCGCCCAAGUCGUCGCUGAUACGCGUAAGCGCAAGGGCUUGAAGGAAGGAAUUCCUGCUUUGGAUUCUUACCUUGACAAGCUAUAAACUAAAGCUGAUGCGGUCCCAGGGCCCUGUCGUAUUCUCACUAAACUGAAAUUGGAUUUGAGCAUCAGUUUACGCAUUAUUAGGUUUCUGGGUUUAAAUUGCAUUCUGAAGAUUCGUGUGCAAAUAUUAUUGAUUCGGAGAAAUACAUGGGCUCUGGAAAAA